GCAACACCAUAUCGAAACGACGUCGUAGCCGAAUAUUUUAUUAGAAUUUUUCAUUACAAGUCUAAAUAUUCUAAAUAGUCAGCGCGAUGUCCGUUAGCCGUCUUGUAGCUGUAACAGGGUGUGAUAGUGGACUUGGUUGGGCAGUAGCAGCUCGAUUAGCUCGAGAAGGCUUCAUCACAAUAGCUGGUAUGCACAAAGGAAUAGAAACCGAAGCAGCGAAAGCCCUCGAAAAAUUGUGUGCGCACACAUUCCCUUUAGACGUAACUAGAGUUGAAAGCGUUCAAGAAUUCCGAAAGUAUGUGCUUACAGUCUUGAAAGAUAAUCCUAAAUACAAAUUUCAUGCCGUGGUCAACAACGCUGGAGUUAUGACAGUAGGAAAGUACGAAUGGAUGACAGCAUCGAUGAUAGAAAGCCCGGUCCAUGUGAAUUUGCUCGGCGCGAUGAGAGUCAUUUCCGCAUUUUUACCAGAAAUCAGAAAAACUGCAAUCGAAACUACAAGCAAACCUAAGCCCCGUAUAAUCAACGUUGGUAGCCAUUGUGGCCUGCAGCCUUUGCCCGCCUUCGCUGCAUACAGUGCAAGCAAAGCUGGCCUUUUGGCGUUGACACGAUGUCUACAUCUUGAGCACAGCGAGCACGGAUUAGCUGUCAUUGCCUUUGUACCAGGUGGCUUCGUUGGCUCUAGUAACAUUCUGCUCGGGCAAGAAACAAAAGGAGAAGCAAUGGUUGAACAUUUAAACGAUGAACAACGAAAGUUUUACGGAAAUAAAAUUGAAUCUCUAAACAAUUAUUUGGAGCUGGCAUCUGGCGAGGGGAAAUUUGAUUCAAUGCAUGAUAUGAAAAUAUUGAACACUUUUAUGAAGGCUAUGUUGGAUGAAACUCCGAAAUUAAUGUAUAAAGUGGAGUCCUGGAGAUAUAUGUUUUAUUAUAAUUUAAUGAGAUUGCCUUUGCCAUUAUUCAUUCAUAAAUGGAUUAUUAAACAGUUUCUAAGCUUCCCUGAUCAUCAAUGA
Molecule: messenger RNA, 1007 nt
Organism: Bombyx mandarina (wild silkworm)
Lineage: Eukaryota; Metazoa; Arthropoda; Insecta; Lepidoptera; Bombycidae
Gene: sro
Product: SDR family oxidoreductase shroud
Biological process (GO): steroid metabolic process
Cellular component (GO): intracellular membrane-bounded organelle
Molecular function (GO): oxidoreductase activity
Source: RefSeq, a predicted model, not a curated record